GUAAAGACGCCUUUACAAACGGUAAGAGACGAAGAAGAGUUGGUUUGGUACCCAUAUCAACGCUUAACACUCCAUUUCCUCUCUGCUCAAGGGUCCCAUCGCCAUCUCCAUCUCCAUCUCCAUCUCCACCCACUGCUCUCUUCUCUUCUCAAUUCAGUUCACUUUCGUACCCUUUACCAAACACCAUUACUUAUUCUUUCUCUCUUUUUCUCAAAACUGGUCAUGUCCUUAGGGUUUUCUUCUCAACCCCACCAACUCGUUUUGUGAGUAAAAUGUCAAGGCCUGUGUUACUUGUUUUUCUGUUGAUUGUUCUAAUAAUCACCUCUCAGUUUGAGUGGAAACAGCCACUUGUUAUUGACCUUGAUGCCACUCCUACUAUCUCUCAGCAACAGCAGCAACAACAACAUGUUUCAAAGAGGGAAGAAGUCGUUAAAGAGAAGAUCAUUUUAUCCCAAGAAAAGAACAUUCAACGACUUAAUGAACUAGUUCGUAGUCUUCGGGAACAAUUACAACAAUGUAAAGGAAGCAAUGAGGCAAACGGCACUGCACGCCCUUUGACUGCACAUGUCAUCGGACUUGAACGGCAGCAGCUUCUUGAGGGCUAAGCUGGAUAUCUUUCAAUCCAGGUCAAUGCUUUUAUUAUAUGCUGUUUUUACUUAAUAUAAUAUAUCUUUCUGCUCUACUCAAUUAUAGUUGGGCUGCAUUUACAUGUAAAUUAAGAGACAAACCACUCCCGAGGAUCAAUAACCCAUAAUGUAAUACUCUUUACAUGGUCAAUUUAUGUGUUUUUUUGCAUGUCUCCAGGGUAAUUUAUAUUGUUUUAUUGUUAUUAACCAAACCAAAAUGAUCUACAUCAAAUAUCUAAUUUCAGAUUUGAUUGGAGGCAUUGAGUUACGUUGUUGAAAUCCAAAGUAAUUAUAUAUUUAUCUUUAUAUGUUGUUUUAUAUAAAGUGGUGUACUGGUUUAUAUUUAAAAAUAUAUGUUGGCAAUACUGUAUUGACUAUUUUCUUUGAAUAAUGUUUUAGUUACA
This is a messenger RNA of Cannabis sativa, 1030 nucleotides long. RefSeq lists its product as uncharacterized. The transcript has 3 exons. The coding region runs from base 273 to 605 and encodes 110 amino acids. Lineage: Eukaryota; Viridiplantae; Streptophyta; Magnoliopsida; Rosales; Cannabaceae. The record is from RefSeq and is a predicted model, not a curated record.